UCAUCAAGCAUCACUCCCCAGGUAAGCCAUGCUUGUAUAUGGUCCGAACCGAAAAAGGAUCCUUCCUGAUCAUCGAAUCUCGUCUGUGAUCUGUGAACGAUCUCGACUUCCUUUCACUCCAGGUUCAACUCGACUCUUUUAUAAUAGCUCGUCCUCACAAAUCACUUCUCACUACGAGCAUCAACUUCAACCUCUCCCGCAUCAAGUAGCUCAUCAGUAAACUCAAAGAUGCCUUCCCCAGCUCUCUCCGGAUUCUUCUUCUGCUUCGCGGCAAUGGUCCUCUUGAUCUUCGUCUCGGUCUCAACCCCCGUAUGGCGUAACAUCUACUUCCUCAAAGCUACCGUCACGGAAGAGAUCCGAUAUGGAAUCUGGGGCUACUGUGUGCAAGGAGGAGAAUGCUCGAGUGCCAUGCUCGGGUAUGCGCCUAGUAUCGAGCAGGUCGGCGGAAACUACACCGAGGGUUCUUCGGUCCUCCAGAACUUCACCAAGGUCAUGAUCCUGCACCCCAUCGCCGGCGCCCUCGCCCUCUUUGCCGUCCUCUGGGGUCUCGCCGGAGUCGCCCUCGCCUCGAGGACCUGCACCAUCCUCAUGUCCCUCACCGCCUUCCUCGCUCUCCUCGCUUCUUUGGUAGCUUUCGCCAUCGACCUUGCUCUCUGGAUCAUCAUCAGGAACAGGAUCAGGGACCGUGGUUUCGAGGCCGAGCUUGGUAACGCCAACUGGCUCACCGUCGGUGCCGUCGCCGCCCUCAUCCUUGGAACCUGCACCGCCGCCUGUGGAUCGUGCGGACGAUUCGCUACCGGCCGAAUGGGUGGUGAGAAGUACUAGACGCCACGAUUCUCUCCUUCCGGCGGGAUGGGACUUUGUGGCGAGGAAGUUUUGCGCAUGAGGGGUCGAUGUCAGAUCAGCUAGACGGGAGGUCAUUUGCCUUUUUCUCCAUUUCCUCCUCGGUACGAGGAUUGGGAGGGAGUCUUUGUCGGAAUCACAGUCUCACAAGGACAGUAUAAUUCAUUAUCUUAUAUCAUAAUAUCGAUACACGGGAUUUUAUACUUCUGAUUGCAAUUGCUAUAUGCAAGCGGUUUUGUUUCCCACUGCACGGAGGCAGGUUUGCGGCUCUGUCGACUUGAUAGAAUUGAUAUAGCACAUCGGUCGCGUGAGUCGAUCGAUGAUGAGUCGACAAGGUGGAGGCAAAGUUAUCGCCUCGGUUACCUU
Filobasidium floriforme is the source of this 1209-nucleotide messenger RNA. RefSeq names its product actin cortical patch SUR7/pH-response regulator pali. Bases 229 to 825 code for a protein of 198 amino acids. NCBI's taxonomy places the organism in Eukaryota, Fungi, Basidiomycota, Tremellomycetes, Filobasidiales, Filobasidiaceae. Gene Ontology annotation, cellular component: cell division site; growing cell tip; plasma membrane. The transcript has 5 exons. The record is from RefSeq and is a predicted model, not a curated record.